AUCCAUAAAAGAAUAAAUAUCCAUUUAAAAGAUAAAUAUCAAAUUGUCUCAAAUUUGACUUUUCAUUGACGAUCAGAAAAGCAAAAAAAACAUCAAAAUGGAUGAAAACAGCCUCUCAGAACAACCCAAAUCCGCCAUGGAAACAACAGAAGAGCUCUUAAUCAAAAUCCCAUCAACAAUCAUCCACUUAAUAGACAACCAACAAAGCAUCGAGCUCGCAUAUGGCGAUCUGGAACUCAUCCUACUCCGUCAAAACGACGAAAACAUUGCCGUUUUAGCAAGAAUCAAAGAUCAACUCCAAUGGCCAUUAACAAAAGACGAAUCAGUCCUAAAACUAGACAACUCUCACUACUUCUUCCCCUUAUCAUCAAACGACGACGUUUUAAACUACGGUUUAACAAUCCCAUCCAAAGGACAAGACCAACUCCUCAAAAAAUUCGACUCUGUUUUAGAGAAAUACAGCGAGUUUAAAGAAGAGAGAGUAGAAGUAGAGAUAGAGGGUGAAGCACGUGAGUGGUGGGUGGUAGCAAGAGAAAUGGGACCGGAGGAAAUGAAGAGAGAUGAAGGUAAGAGAGAGAAGAUGGAGGAGAGUGCGGCGGCGUAUUGGACGACGUUGGCGCCGAAUGUGGAGGAGUAUAGUGGAAGUAUAGCGAGGAUGAUAGCGGAGGGAUCGGGGAUGGUGGUCAGAGGGAUAUUGUGGUGUGGGGAUGUGACUGUUGAGAGGUUGAAAUGGGGGAAUGAGUUUUUGAGGAGUAAGUUGGGGAAUAGAGAGAGUGAUGCUCAAGUUAGUCUUCAGUGUUUAAGGAGGAUUCAAAGGGUGAAGAGCAUGACAAAAAGGUCAGAAGAUGCAGCAACAGCAAUAUUGUCGGGGGUUAUAAAGGUGUCUGAGACUAUUACUGGCUCUAUUGUAAACUCUAGUGUUGGGAAGAAGUUCUUCAACAUGCUCCCUGGAGAAAUUAUCCUGGCCUCUUCUGAUGCUUUUCAGAAGAUAUGUGAUGCUGUUGAAGUUGCUGGAAAGAACGUUAUGUCUACCUCUUCACUUGUAACUACAGAUCUCGUUACAGAGAGGUACGGAGAGGAAGCAGCAAGAGCAACAAAUGAAGGGUUGGAUGCAGCGGGACAUGCAAUAGGAACAGCUUGGACAGUGUUCAAGUUAAGGAAAGCUAUUAAUCCUAAGGCUGCUUUAAAGCCUUCUACCCUUGCUAAAGCUGCUGCUGGAAAGGUCAAAAAAGCAUUGUAAUAUUAUAGGUAGGCCUAUGCAAUGGGUCGGAUAUGGGCCUGGUCGGGCUUUAUUAAAUAUGGGCCAGACCGGGCCUUACAAUAUAAAAGAUGGGCUUCAAAACCAGUUUGCCCCCGCCCAUUUAACUAAUUAUAGGAAUGAAUCAUUUACUGUUUUUUUUUUUUAACUGUAAGUGUUGAUAAUAAUAGAUAGCACAUGAUUUUCUUGGUAUCAUUUACUUUUUUUUGGAAGUGGAAGUGCUGAAGAUAAUGUAAUGUUAUGUUUUAUAACCAAAUCUCAAGUAGCAUUCUUGAAUGUAGGAUUGCACAAUAGUUGUCAAACAAUUGAAUUUCUCGAAGAACACCUAACAUUGCUAUGCAGA
This is a messenger RNA of Amaranthus tricolor (Joseph's coat), 1601 nucleotides long. Its product is annotated as protein EARLY-RESPONSIVE TO DEHYDRATION 7, chloroplastic-like. Gene Ontology annotation, cellular component: plasma membrane. The coding region runs from base 98 to 1240 and encodes 380 amino acids. The record is from RefSeq and is a predicted model, not a curated record. Lineage: Eukaryota; Viridiplantae; Streptophyta; Magnoliopsida; Caryophyllales; Amaranthaceae. The transcript is spliced from 4 exons.